AUGGCUUUGCCAGGGAAUAGUCUGGUAGAGCAGAUGUCGCAGCUAGACGCAGCCCGGAAUCUCGUUCUCGGCGACGCAGCUCUCUAUCCUCAGAUCGUUCAUGGCAUAUUACCUAUAAUUGGCGUCAAUUCGCGGUUGGAACUACGAAGAUGGGGCGCCGAGUUCCUCACAGAGACGUUUUCAAGCCCGGCUUUCCCUCAGCAACCAAAGCAGAAAUUAGCUACUGAAAUCCUCGGAGCGAUCAACGAUUUGUUGAAUACGCCUGAGGAUGAUGAGACGGUUGUCCGUGGUGCUAUCAUGACGGCUGCAAGCAUCUAUGUUCUUAUAUUUAGACAAGUUGUGAGCGAUGCCAGCCAGACCUCCCUAUGGCAAACGAUGACAACCAUAAAACAUACUAUUCUGAAGAAGUGGGACGCGUCUUCGCACGGUGUUAAGAUAUGCUGUAUCAAGUUUGCGCAGAAGGUUGUCCAGGUACAAACACAAGGGCCAAUUGCCGAUCCAAGACGACCGGAGAAGAACGAGACCUCCUUAGCAAUCGUACCUAGGAAUCAUCCACUCCUAGCUAUACCUAACAUUGAAGCAGAGACAUCAGGGCUUCUGGAUAGAUUGCUCAACGUCUUCCACGAGAAUUCAAGCGAUCCGAUCUUGGUCAACGCAACCCUCAAUUCGAUCCCAGUCCUAAUUCGAACACGGCCAUCCAUCUCAAACAAGAUCAUAAAUGCUGUCCUCAACUUCAACCCGCUCAAGCAGGCAAAUGCGCCACUGACACCAACGACGAAAGUAAAUAUUAAGUCUAUGGAAAGGACGACGAGAGCUUUAUUGUUAAGUAUAAUUAAAAAGGCCCCUACUCACCCUCUAGCCGGACGUAUUCAACAAUACAUUGAGCGACUAGCACAGUCACACAAUGAGAUAUUCGAUGAAUCGUCACGGAAGCGUGCGCUACCUGCAGAACCAACCGAUGUAGUAGACAGCGCAAAGAGAGCAAGGCUAGGGCUCGAAACGCCACCUCAGCCUAAAUUUCCUCCACUUCCUCCAGGCCCUACAAGUUUCGGACAGCUGUUUACCCUUACAGAGGACGUCGGUUUAGCUUCGUUCGACGUAAAGCAGCUUCCGGUAGACUUGGUUUUGAAGAUCAUCAUCCCAGUACUAACUCGGGUAGGGGGUGAAUCCUUAGAUUUGGCUAUUGGCGCUGUCCGCUCUCGGUAUGAGACUAUCUGCAAGAAGCAAGUAUUUGAAAGACAAAAUCAGGCUGCCAGCGCACAGCCUGCUGCUGCUGAUGAAGAUGAUGACGAUUAUGAGCCAGAAUAUCAGCCCAUGGAUAUUCCUGGCCCGCCUACUGAUAUUGCCAAGCCCGAAGCACCUGCAACUGAGGCAUUACCAGAUAUAGUCUCACUAGGGCCAUUCGUAUUGCCGAGACCACCUCCUCUAUCCCCCGAGGAUGUGGAGCAUUUAGGCAAGGAAACGGUCAGCAGGAUAUUUUCAAUGAUAUCCACCCUCCCACAGUCUUCAAAAGCUGUAACCAACAACCCUUCUCAGUCCCUUGGAUUUGGGAGACUAGCCGCCAGUUCUUCGGACCGAGAGUCAUGGCUGACUCUACUUACGAGACUUGCUACCCGCUCAUCAGCUGGCCUUGAGAGCGAGGAAAGCGUCGAUAAUCAGAAAGUGCCCGGGAAGCAGAACAUUGCCAAUACCAUUCGCGGUAUGCUGUACCGCUACGUCCUGGAAGACUUUAGGGCCCGAAUGAACUUUGCCAUCUCCUGGAUGAAUGAAGAAUGGUAUAACGACCAGAUACAGCUGAAGAAUGCCAGCUCGCAGAUUGAAGGGGAUCCAAAGAACCCCUAUGUACCAAUCCAUUAUAGCCACUGGUCUUUAAAACUGCUGGAGGGUAUGCUGCCAUACCUCGAUGCCAAGGACAAAGUUCUCAUACGAUUCUUGAGUGAACUGCCUGAGCUGGACUUUCCCAUAAUCCAAAAGGUGAAGACCUUGGCAAACGACCCGGAGAGAGUCAACCUGUGUAUCCAGGCUUUGCACUAUCUUAUCAUCGUCCGGCCCCCAGCUAGACAACUCUGCUUAGAUGCAGUGGUUGACUUAUACCAGACAAUGGAGGAAACUCGUCCGCUUGCAACUAAGAUUCUCGUUAAUGGAAACCGGAAGUGCUUCCAGAACAAGCGAAACAGAUACCAACUCGGGAUCCCCGUCGGAACCCCAGCUCGGCCAACGCACGCCUGUGCCUCAAAAUGGAACCGCUCCUACUCCCAAAGCAGCGAACUCCGAUUCAAACAGCCCGGACUGGCAUAA
Messenger RNA from Nannizzia gypsea CBS 118893, 2298 nucleotides. RefSeq lists its product as hypothetical. NCBI's taxonomy places the organism in Eukaryota, Fungi, Ascomycota, Eurotiomycetes, Onygenales, Arthrodermataceae. The transcript has 8 exons. The record is from RefSeq and is a predicted model, not a curated record. The coding region runs from base 1 to 2298 and encodes 765 amino acids. Gene Ontology annotation, cellular component: mRNA cleavage and polyadenylation specificity factor complex.